UCUGAAAGGAUAGAAAAACAUAUGUGGCUGUUACAAAAUUUGUUUAAAUCACAAAAACCAAUUAGUAUUAUACAAAACAAAAAACGACUCGAACUUAUCGCAUCGCAUCAAUAUGAUCUUCAGCCGUGGCAAGUUUUGAGAUCACCCCAGUUCGGGGGGUAAGCCCGCCCCGCACACUCUCACGCACUGAAUCGCUGCGAAAAGAGACGGACAGCCUUUGCCCGUAAACGGGAGACAGGGAAUAGAGCGUAAAGUAAAUAACAUAAAUAGCCAAAGAUAAAUAAAACAAUACAAACAGAAAACAUACAAAUAAUGUGUAACGUGCGUAUACUACAUACAUACAUACGUACAUCAAUUUUUAGUGUCCCGUUCCAUUGUUUGUGUGUGUGUGCGUGAGUGCAAGUAUUUGCUUAUUCUGGAGCUUUUCGACAGCUAAGCAUCAGCAGUGUCCAAAAACAAAGAGAAUUAACCCCUUCGGGAGCGGAAACUCGUGUGAUUUUUCGCCCCCGAUUGCGAGUUGAAACAUCAGCGCGAAGAGCCGCUCUCAUAAACAUUGGGCUAAUCAAGAUGGGCGGCCAGCCAGGGCGCUAAUUAGCCACACGGCAGCAAGAGUGCAAGAGAGACGGCGCAAGUGCAAUACAUACAUACAUACAUAUGUACCUAACUGUAAGAAUAUCGGAUCGAAAGCAGAGCUAAGCAAUGAGGAGCGUUCGGUCUCAGCAGAAUCAGCAGAAAGAGCAACACGCAGAGAACAAGAAACCAAAUCACAGCAUGAGUUUUUGCCACAACGCUGUCGGUCUGAUUCUUUUGGUGCUCACGGCCUGCUGCGGCGUGGGUGUGGGUGCGGUUGCGGCAGCUCCGGGCCCGGAGCACGAGUGUACCAGCAUCGACAUUCGCAAUGAGUGCAGCAAAAUGAACCUGCUGGACAACUGCACCGUGGUUACCGGCUACGUGAUGAUCACGCUCAUUGCCACCCAACCGUACUGCAACUACUCAACGUACAAGUUUCCGAAGCUGAAGGAAAUUACCGAAUUCAUGAUCUUCACGGAGGUGCGAGGCCUGACCCGCGUCGACGAAAUGUUUCCAAAUCUGACUGUCAUACGCGGCCGUCGGCUGUUUCUCAACUACGCCCUGGGAGUGACCAAUAUGCCGGACCUAGAAUACCUGGAGUUCCCCUCGCUGGUGGCAAUCCAACGUGGCCAUGUAUACAUUGGAAAUUGUCCCAAACUCUGUCAGCACGAAGGGGUUAAUUGGGAUCUUCUCACCCUUAGCCGGGGUGAGAAUCACAUCAUGGUUGGAUCCAGCAGGUGCAACACAAGUGUCUGCAGGGGAUGCGACUCUUCCUACUGCUGGUCAACGUUCAAGUGUCAGCGGUCCCAAAAUGACAAUGUCGCCCACUAUAAGGUAAAAGUUGACUACUGCCAUGACGAGUGUCUGGGGGGCUGUCACCAAAACGGAUCAGCAACCGCCUGCCAGAUCUGUCGCGGAAUCAGCGACGAAGGCGUCUGUGUGAAGAGGUGCCCGGAACGCAAGUAUCUCCUGGAGCAGUAUCAGCGCUGCUACACCCAGGAGGAGUGCGUGAAAAAGCACAACCACUUUACAUUCGUUUCUCAGUGCGUCGGCUUCUGUCCAAGUGGCUACAGGGCCAAUGAGAAGAACGAGUGCAUGCGCUGUGGACCGCAGGAGGCCUGUAUCAGUGUAUGUUCGCCCGAACCGUCAAGCAAUGCGAUCACCAUUUACAAUCUUGGGGACGCAGAGGAGCUCCGUGGCUGCCAGAUAGUCAAUGGAAGCCUGAUUAUAACCAUACGCAAUCAAGUGAACGAGACACAGCUGGUCCAGAGCCUGACCAGCAUUCGUGAAAUACGUGGACACCUUAAAGUAUAUCGAUCGUCCCAGCUUAGAAGCCUAAAAUUCCUUAGCAAUUUGGAGCGGAUUCAUGGAGAUCCUCUGGAGAAUCGCCACUACGCUCUUAUACUCUAUGACAACAAGCAACUGGGCGAACUUUGGAUGCCAGAGAGUAAGCUGGAGUUCGUGGAGGGUGGAAUGUUCAUGCAUCGCAACAACAAACUGUGCAACAAGCAUAUGAAGGAGUUCCAGGGUGUCGUGACUCAUGACAGGUCACUGGAUUCAUUGCAGACCAGCGACCAAGAGGUUCUCUGCAGUCCAUCAAAGCUGCUACUAUUUGUACAAAAACGCACACAUCGCACUGUGAAACUAAGCUGGCCUAAGUCCCAAACCAGCCAUGAGCUUGAAUUAGUCCACAGACCAUUGCCGCCAGGAGUAUUUUAUCCAGAGGAAAGCGAGCUGGAAGCUCCAGUAUGCAUACGCAUCAAUUGGCAGCGCCGCCUUCUCUUCCCCGAUGAGCUUUCCGAAAAUGGUACCCACUACUUCUUCGUUUUAGACAAGCUAGAGCCGGACACUCGGUACGCCUGCCUGCUACGAACUUUCGGAGGGGAUCUCAGCCAGGAGGCACGCAGCGAUCUGCUUUACGUGCAGACGGAACGGGACAUACCCCAGCCACCGCUACUGGAACUUGUAAGGAAAACGGAUAGUUCGCUGACAGUGCGUAUGAAGAGUCAUAAUCACCAUCACUAUAUGUUGACUGUAUAUGAGCUGGGAGAAGAUGAGGCUUACAUCGAUAGCCGCGAUUACUGCCACCAGCCGUCCUACUUGUGGCAAGAUAUGGAUGGCGGGCAAUGGCGAGCAUUUGAGGACUACGACGAUUGUUGCGCACACCAGGCGGAACAGGCAGACGAUCAUUACUUUAUUGCGGAGAUGCGAAAGCAGUAUCGGUGCAGCCUGGAUAACCAAGAUCAGUGUCACGAUUUGGACCAGGAGCAUGCCCCUCUGCUGAGGGUGCAACUACCCUUCAACACCUCGGAGUACGAACUCCGCCAGCUGCAGCGGUAUCGACUCUAUUCACUCCAGCUUCAGGCUUGCAGCGAUCUGGGAUGCAGUAGCCACACUACGCUCAACGAGCGCACCAACUACACACUGGGAGCGGACCUACUGACCCAAUUGACCGCCUGUCGUGUCCCAGACAGCAAAAAGUACAUCCUUCGCUUUGCCGAGCCCGUCCAGCCGAAUGGGCAGGUGGUCAGCUAUGUAGUACACUAUCGCAACAACCUGUCCGACAGCCAUAUGAGCUGCCUGACCAGGCUGCAGCACGCCACAGCCGAGUACGUGUACGCGGCGCAGCUGAACGUAUCCUUCAGCGAAUGCGCCGUCCGGGUGCAUUCCCUCGCAGGAGACGUGCUGACACCUUAUGUGGCAAUCACAUGGUGCAGUGAGCAGGAGCAAAUACUUCCCCACAGUAGACCGACAAAACAACUUAACACCUCGCUAGAAGUCUCACAGGUGAAAACAGCCUCGUCUCAUUCACGCGGCAUUAGCAUAUUUUUGGUUUGCUUCCUCUUCGGCUGCUCGCUGUCGCUAAUGUGGAUUUUGUACAAGCGCCGGUGCUGGAGAAAACUGCCUGGUCUCCGUUAUGUACCCGUGAGGGAGCAAUGGUUGCGAGAGCGCCAUCACACAGAAGAUCGCGAGAUCCUCGUAGAUGGCUUUGAAACAGUUCGUUUUCAGAACAACAACAACAGCAGCCCGGAUGAUUAUCGAAUGUAAGCCUAAAACAGAUAUUAAAUCUCAACUUACGAAUA
This is a messenger RNA of Drosophila miranda, 3653 nucleotides long. RefSeq names its product insulin receptor. Lineage: Eukaryota; Metazoa; Arthropoda; Insecta; Diptera; Drosophilidae. The record is from RefSeq and is a predicted model, not a curated record. The transcript is spliced from 7 exons. Bases 700 to 3618 code for a protein of 972 amino acids. Gene Ontology annotation, molecular function: protein binding.